Molecule: messenger RNA, 2655 nt
Organism: Biomphalaria glabrata
Lineage: Eukaryota; Metazoa; Mollusca; Gastropoda; Planorbidae
Product: thyrotropin-releasing hormone receptor-like
Exons: 5
Coding region: 330-1724 (464 amino acids)
Biological process (GO): G protein-coupled receptor signaling pathway
Cellular component (GO): plasma membrane
Molecular function (GO): G protein-coupled receptor activity
Source: RefSeq, a predicted model, not a curated record
CGCGUAGCAGUGGAGGUUUAAAUCUGCACUCUUCAGGACUUCUAUGUGUUUUCAAUCUACCAGUGAAAGAGUGUUGAAACAUUUUCUUGAUGGAACUCUCUAUUUCUGAAGGAAAGAAAAACAGAACUAGACAGAAUUCUAUCCCGUGUAGUGUAAUGACUCUGUCUCUGUCUCUGCAGAUCUACAUAGUGUGUUUAUGUACAAUAGUUUACGGCUAAUAACACAGAAAAUUACACUUACAUAUUAGGGACUAUUUUGUUUGUUUUUGACAGCCUGAAAGACCUAAUUAUUGAGUCGUGCAAUCAUUGACAUUUCGAUGACCUAACCCUAUGGAGCUGCCUGUUACAAAGUUCAACUUCAGUUAUAAUCAGACUGGCGUCUAUACUGGAGUCCAUUUUGAUGGGAACAAAAGCAGCCGGCAAGAAGUGAAUGGAAACGUUUCACUAGACUUUGACCCUCUGGGACCACCAGACUAUAUGUACGCUUACGUCACGCUGCUUACUUCCAUUGUAUUUCUUGUAGGCGUCAUUGGGAACACGUUAGUCAUACAGGUCGUGAUACGGAUUCGAUCAAUGAGAAGACGUAUGAAUUAUUUCCUGGUGUGUCUGAGCGUGGCUGACCUUCUCGUUCUAUUGGUGGCCUUACCAUCUGGACUGCAGGAAUUUUAUGGCAAAGAGAAAUGGUUUAUCGGAGGCACAUUGUGUAAACUUGUGGUGUUUUCUGAGAACGUGGCUCACCAUUCUUCAGUACUGACUCUGUUGGCUAUAGGCUUUGAGCGAUACUUUGCUAUAUGUCACCCAUUGAAAGAAACAAUUGGCGCCAAACUCAGUUCUGAGAAAAUUCUCAUUCCAGUCGUCUGGACUCUUUCUUGUAUCGCAACAUUACCCUUUGCUAUCUUCUACGAUACGGUGGUAUCAGAGUAUGUCGAUGGAACGCUGGCAGAAAGAUGCACAUUUAAUGCUUUAGGUCAACACUUCGGAAACGCCUACAUCCUUUUUAUUUUCACCGUUUUUUUCGCCAUCCCCAUCGUCCUGUUGACGAUCCUGUACUCGGCCAUCUCUGUCACCAUAGCAACCAGCACAAUCCCAACCUCCGACGCAAAAGUCUGUAGCCGUGGCCUCAUACUCAGCUGCCGGCAGCCUCGGCUCCAUGGCAACGCUAGCACAAACAAAGCCAUGUCAAGCAGACGUCAGGUGGUCCGCGUGAUGAUCGCCAUCAUGUGCAUGUACUUCAUCUGUCUCCUGCCUCUUCGCUGCUUUCAAAUCUGGACGCUCUUCGCUAAAAAUGAUGAUUGGGUGAGCCUGGGCCAUGAGGGCUACCUGAACCUGAUCAACACCAGCCGAAUCCUGGUCUACGUCAACAGCGCCGGGGAUCCGAUCAUUUACGGUAUGUUGUGCUCCAACUUCAGGGCUGCUUUUAAAAAGUCAUUUAACAACUGCAGAAGCAAGAGCAGCCACGACGGACUCAGAUCAAACACACAGUGCAACUACAAUAGCCAACCGUCGCUUGGCAACCACAUUCAAACAAGAGUUACAUUAAAAAGGAAAGGAAACGGGGAGCUUAGCAAGUGUAAGGGAGGCAAUCAAACUCUCAGUGAAAAGAAACCCAACGAAACUCACAAUGGGAACGCUCGAAAACGGAGCAGCUCCCCUGAAGAGGAAAUUAAUACAGAGUUAGUUACCUUUGAUUGCGCAAAGAAUGGCAUUAGACUUUCCUAUGUUUAGUUAUGCCUAUAUUUUGUGUGUGCCUUAUUUGUUGAGUUCUAGAAUUAGUAUUUAAUUAGGCCUUUUAAUGAAGCUUUAAAAAGCUUAAUACUGACAGUGACAGUGAUAUCAACAUGAUAUAUCGCAAUAAGAUAUAUAUGUAGUUUGUUUCAUUCAUGUAGUUAUUAAUCGGAAGGCUCAAUGGAACGUUACUAUUGGUACUGAAAUAAAUCUAGAAGGAUUUACUUCUUUAAAUGUUCAACAGCUGAUCCGGAAUUAUUGACAGAUAAUAUUAAUUAAAGAAAGAAUGUUCGGGCCACAUUGCCUUCUUUUGAUAGAAGCAGACAAAAAUGUUUACAGACUAGUAAAGUUCCUUUUUCAGACCUUGCGGUCUCCAGGGCAGAUGAUACAAAGGCUAUCUGUCUCAGCGGCCAAGAAUUAAAUUAGGGUGUCAAUCAACCGCCUUGACUGUUCUCCUACUAAUGUCUGGUACUACCUAUUAGAGCUGGGUGGACUCAGAGGCGCCCUAAAGAUCCCGAAAUUGAAAAUUCCAGUCGUUACCACUCAGCCACUGCGCCUCUUUUAGAUAAAUCGCUCAAUUAUCUUAUUUCAUGUUUUCAUUUUAUUUUUUUUGUUAUCAAGGGAGGUGAGCGCAGAAAGAAAGAAACUGAGAGUUGUCUUGUACUAUACAUAAGUAAAGGAUAAUUUUACAGUGCUAACAAAUGUUUGUUGACUGUCUUCAGACGGGUGCCUCAGAACACAUUGUUACACUAUGAGCAAGACUCCUCAAUGUACGCCUUAAGUACUAUACUUCUUUGUUUUAUGUGUUGUACUCAUAGAUAUUGACUGCUAUGUGUUCAUUGGCUGCUGUUAGCCCGAUACGUGUAAUCAUUGUUUUGUAUAGUGAUGUUAUUUAUUAUCUGACAUACUCUAAACCGGUUUUGUUAUUUGG